Formica exsecta is the source of this 4999-nucleotide messenger RNA. RefSeq lists its product as uncharacterized. The transcript is spliced from 22 exons. NCBI's taxonomy places the organism in Eukaryota, Metazoa, Arthropoda, Insecta, Hymenoptera, Formicidae. Gene Ontology annotation, biological process: sensory perception of smell; detection of chemical stimulus involved in sensory perception of smell. The record is from RefSeq and is a predicted model, not a curated record. Gene Ontology annotation, molecular function: odorant binding; olfactory receptor activity. Bases 159 to 4616 code for a protein of 1485 amino acids. Gene Ontology annotation, cellular component: plasma membrane.
GGAUUACUCGACUUGCAUGGCGAGCGGUGAGAUUCCCUACGUCGUAUCAAACUAGUAACAUUGCGGUAACUUUUGGACAUCUACCAUUAAGGGCGAUAUUAAGGGAGCUUAUAUAUUGUCAAAGAGAAGUCGUCUCGUUAAUCGGAAGUUAAUGUAAAAUGGGUUUCACGACCACCGUGAGUCCCGCGGUCGAAUUCGGGCUGCGAGCCAUCGGGAUUUGGCCCGGUUCCCCGCGCAGCAUGUUAUAUCGGAUCUGUUGGACGAUCUCUUUAAGUCUCGCGCAAAUAUUUCAGUUCAGAUAUAUCAUCGCCUGCAUCAAAACUAAUAAUUUCCCAAAUCUGGUAGACAGCGUGAGCACCUCGCUGCCUUACAGUUUGCUUUGCUUGAAACUCAUUAUUCUUUGGCUGAAUCAGAGAUUAUUUAACGAUAUUUUAACAUCGAUAUCGCGGGAUUGGCGCAACUGCAAUUCCAUAGCUUACAACAUGCGUAUCAUGACGAAUAAAGCGAAUCUCUCGCAUCGUUGCUCGAUGUUGACUAUCAGCUUAUAUUUUAUGGCCGUCAUAGUCUACAUCUCCGUAAUAAUAGAAUUUAACAAUAUCAAUGUUGAUUCCGUUGAAAAGGAGCUCUUUCUUAAAAUGCAAUUCCCCUUUGUUUACGAAUUCUUUCCUGUUUAUGAAAUCGUUAUGUUCGUUCAAUUUGUUCAGUUACUGAGUAACGCCUCGGUAAUUGGGAUGCUGGAUGCGCUAGUUAUAACACUGACUAUCCAAACCCAUCAAGGAUAUGCCUUGCUGUUAAAGUCUCUUUUUUUUUACAUUGCUAUCACUCUGGAAGCUUUUAUUUUUUGCUUUGCUGGAGAACAUCUUAGCAAUAAGAGUAAAUCGAUUGCAAAUACAGCUUACGAGGCUCUUUGGUACAACGCGAAACCGAGUGAAAGUCGGAUUUUAUUGAUUUUAAUGCUAAGAUCACAGAAACGAUUGACUUUAACAAUCGGGAAAUUUAACGAUUUGUCUUUGAAAGUUUUUGCGGACGUAAGAUAUUUGAGAAAUAAAUCACCUGCAAUAACAGCGAGACAGGCGGUUUUCCUGUUCCGGAAGUUACCAAGUACCACUCUCGCCGAUUCCUUGCCCGAAGUCUGCAAUCAUCGUUCGAUCGCGGCAACUUUUUCCUGCAUUCCUAAGCACUCUGACGAAAAUACACGUCUAGCGUUCGCGAUUGCUCAUCCUCCGGUAAGCUCGCAGCGAUCGUACGUAGCUUCGUCAGAUACUUUUGCUCGGGAUUCGUUCGGAACGGAAACGGCGCCGAUGGUACCGACCAGCACUGUCAGUCGACCGGUUGAAAUCGGCCUCCGUUUCACCGGGAUUUGGCCAAAUUCUUCUAUUAUCUUUAGAUUACUUUGGUCGAUUGUGAUGGGAACAGGGCUGAUCUUCCAGUAUCAAUAUCUUCUGACGCACUUCAAAAUCGAGGAGCUGCCGAAUCUGAUAGAUGGUUUAAGCACUACCUUACCGUACAACCUUCUUUUUUUCAAGCUGAUUAUCCUAUGGAUUAAUAAUCGAAUAUUCAACGAUAUUCUGAGGGCGAUGUCCAAUGACUGGUAUGAGUAUUCCAGCAUGUAUGUCAUGAUCGACAAAGCGAUCCUCUCACAUCGUUACUCGAAAGUGGUCAUCGGUAUUUACUCGACGGCGGUAUUGCUUUACAGUAUCGCGACCAUCGAUUUUCGCAAGCCGAUCAAUGACGAUUGUCGCCAAUUGCUUAUAAAGAUGGAAUUGCCUUUCGUUUUUUGCGAAUCGCCAAUCUACGAGAUUGUGGCGUGCGUCCAAUUCCUUCAUUUAAUGGCGGUUGCCUCCACUAUUGGUAUGCUCGAUGCAUUAAUCGUUACUUUGAUGUUGCACAUUGGUGGACAAAUAGACAUUAUGCAACAGCAGAUAGAAGAGAUUUAUCCUAAGGAUAAUAAACAUGGUUUAUCUACUGCUAUUGUGAGAUCCUUAAUCAAUAAACAUCAUAAGAUUAUUGCUUUUUCGGACAACAUCGAGAAUCUUUUCUCCCCUAUCGCGCUGAUGCAAUUUAUAUCGAAUACGAUGAUCAUAUGUUGCAUCGGGUUUCUCAUAGCAACUUCAUUGGGCACAAACGAAGGUAUCAGGAUGUUGGUAAAGACUGUAUUUUUCUACCUUGCUAUCACCUUGGAGGCAUUUAUCUUUUGUUUCGCUGGCGAAUAUAUCAGCAAUAAAAGCAGAACGAUCGCUGAUACGACAUACGAAUCGCUUUGGUACGAUCUCAAGCCUCGAGAUAGUCGUAUUCUGCUGUUUGUGAUAAUGAGAUCGCAAAGGCGGCUGACGAUCACUGCGGGAAAAUUUAUGGAUUUAUCGUUGGAAGGAUUCACAGACAGUUUGAAAGCCUCUGCGUCGUAUAUGUCUGUUUUAUAUGCAAUGUGUAUUUUGGAUUACUUUGCUGCCGAAUUCUUGGUCAAAUUUCACGCUAAUACAUGUAAAUUUCGGUAUAAAUUCGGUAAACUGUGCUACGCAAGACGCGGUAAAACGAUGGUUGCAAAUUCUGUUGCCCUCUCGAUACAAAUUGGUCUUCGAAUUGUCGGGAUUUGGCCAAACGCGCCGUACCCAUUAUUGUUUCGAUGCGGCUGGAUAUUCACCAUAGGCAUAAUACAGACUUGUCAGUACUGGUGGAUUGUUAUCCACUUUGGAACAAGAGAUCUCUCGCAUCUUUUGGACGGUUUAAGCGUCACUAUGGAAUACACUGUGAUGCUUCUGAAAUUGAUUAUAUUAUGGUUGAAUAGUCGUAUAUUUUACGACGCCCUAGCUGCGAUGGUCUCAGAUUGGAAGGAAGCCACCGUGAACGACGUGCAUACCAUGACGAGUAAGGCCAAUCUGUCACGGCGCUUCUCCAACGUGAUCAUCGGUCUUCAUUCGAUGGGAGCGUUUAGUUACGGCAUCGGCGUUCUCGUAUCCAAUACUGACGACUAUGAGGCCGAUGCGAUCGACACGCCUGUUCGCGAAUUCACGCUGAAGAUGCAGCUUCCGUUCGAGUGCAACGAGUCGCCGUUGUACGAGCUCGUUAUGUGCCUGGAGUUUCUUCAUCAGUUGGCGUCCUCCGCCAUGACUGGAAUACUGAACUCUCUGAUCAUCACGUUAAUCCUUCAUGCGAGCGGUCAGAUAGAUAUCUUGUGCGAUGCAUUGAGAGAAAUCUCUCCGGAAAAAAAUAAUCUACAGCUAGCCGUCUCUAUCACGAAAGAACUGAUCGGUAAACAUCAGAAAAUCAUCGUCUUUUCAAACAAAAUUGAAAGAAUCUUCUGUUACAUCGCGUUGAUCCAAUUUAUGUCGAGCACGUUAGUGACCUGCUGCUUAGGGUAUAUGAUUGUGACAUCGAUCAGCACGAUACAAGUUUCCGAUACGAUCGAUGGCUCUGCAUUAAUGAAAGCUAUAGUGUUUUACAUGGCUGCUAUGGUAGAGGCGUUUAUCUUCUGCUUUUGCGGGGAAUAUCUCAGUGCCAAGAGCAAAAUGAUCAGCGAUGCGGCAUACAAGUCAAUAUGGUACGACUUGAAACCCAACGAUAGCAAACUCAUCCUGCUUAUAAUGUUGAGAUCACAAAGGAGGCUCACCAUCACGGCUGGAAAAAUCAUGGAUUUGUCGCUAGAGGGAUUUACGAAUAUAUCACGCGGUAAAACGAUGGUUGCAAAUUCUGUUGCCCUCUCGAUACAAAUUGGUCUUCGAAUUGUCGGGAUUUGGCCAAACGCGCCGUACCCAUUAUUGUUUCGAUGCGGCUGGAUAUUCACCAUAGGCAUAAUACAGACUUGUCAGUACUGGUGGAUUGUUAUCCACUUUGGAACAAGAGAUCUCUCGCAUCUUUUGGACGGUUUAAGCGUCACUAUGGAAUACACUGUGAUGCUUCUGAAAUUGAUUAUAUUAUGGUUGAAUAGUCGUAUAUUUUACGACGCCCUAGCUGCGAUGGUCUCAGAUUGGAAGGAAGCCACCGUGAACGACGUGCAUACCAUGACGAGUAAGGCCAAUCUGUCACGGCGCUUCUCCAACGUGAUCAUCGGUCUUCAUUCGAUGGGAGCGUUUAGUUACGGCAUCGGCGUUCUCGUAUCCAAUACUGACGACUAUGAGGCCGAUGCGAUCGACACGCCUGUUCGCGAAUUCACGCUGAAGAUGCAGCUUCCGUUCGAGUGCAACGAGUCGCCGUUGUACGAGCUCGUUAUGUGCCUGGAGUUUCUUCAUCAGUUGGCGUCCUCCGCCAUGACUGGAAUACUGAACUCUCUGAUCAUCACGUUAUCGAUCAGCACGAUACAAGUUUCCGAUACGAUCGAUGGCUCUGCAUUAAUGAAAGCUAUAGUGUUUUACAUGGCUGCUAUGGUAGAGGCGUUUAUCUUCUGCUUUUGCGGGGAAUAUCUCAGUGCCAAGAGCAAAAUGAUCAGCGAUGCGGCAUACAAGUCAAUAUGGUACGACUUGAAACCCAACGAUAGCAAACUCAUCCUGCUUAUAAUGUUGAGAUCACAAAGGAGGCUCACCAUCACGGCUGGAAAAAUCAUGGAUUUGUCGCUAGAGGGAUUUACGAAUAUCAUGAAGGCCUCUAUUUCGUAUGUGUCAGUAUUGCAUGCGAUGUAUUGAAAUUCGAAGACAAAUCAUCAUGUCUAGAUGUCCAUUAGGUAUGUGCAACUAAAAAUAUUGGGAUUUUUCUAUCGAUUUUCGUUUGCUGAUAUCGAUUCGAUAUCUACGAUGUGAAUCGAUGAUGAUCUUAAGUAAAUUAUAGAUAAAUAUAGACAAUAUGUUUGGUGAUGUAUAAAAAAUUACCUUCCGCAGUUUAUAAUAAAGUGCUUAGAUUUUCAUGAUCGUUAUUGUUGCACAUAUAUGAGUACUUUUUUGCAUAUAAAAAAUCUCAAUAUAAAGAAAUAAUUUAUACUUUUAUAAUUUCUGUUAUAUUUUCAAAUAGAAGUAAUCGCGCCGGUAAGCGUUUCAGUUGACAGAACUCUACGACUAUGCAAUGUAUUGUC